AUGAUAGACCAAAUUGACCAUUUCAAUGCCGCAAUCAUAGAGAAGUAUCAGGCUCACAAGCUACUGGAAAUAACUCUGAAGUACAGUAUGGAACUUGCAGGUCCGAUUCAAAUACUGAAUAUAUUUAAUGUAAAGUUAAUAUUGUUUUUAGCUUUUGUAAUAGCUUUGGAUGUAUGUUUAGUGUUUUCUUUGGAAUCAUGGAGUUUUAAAUGAUGCUCUUACAUUGAGGACAUCAUAGGAAUCAACCAACACUUAUUCACGGCCGCCAUCUUGGAAGCAAAUGAUUCGCCAUUUUGUAAACAAUUGGGAGGAUCAAAAGAACCAAUUGAAGACAAGUCGCUUACCUACAUAAUGAUUAUCUAUGGCCUUGGAAAGAAAAAAAAAGCAGAGAGCACUGUUUGAACAAAAAGUCCAGACUCAAAAUGUCAAUGUACACCCAAGAACCUACACUCCUCACAGUCACUCUGACCAUAUGAUUCCCAUAAUGCCGUGCUAACGACCAAGUUUAGGAAGCAGCAAAAACUCAAGACUGAAAACAAGAUGUGCAAUGUGACCUAAACAAAUGUCCAUUUAUUUGGAUCAAUAAAAGCAUAGUAUUUUAUUUCUAAUAUAACAAUAUAGGAUAGAAUUGUAUUUAAUCAUAUUUCUGACAGCAUUUUGUUAGUUUCAUUAAAAAAUGUGGUACUUUAUCAUAUUUAUAAAAUUAUAGGAUUAAUAUUUCAGAAUGUGUUAAUUUACUUAUUCCAGCACUUGAUGAUGAUAAUUUUAAUGAAAAUGUAUCUGCUGAUGGAUGUUCCUCCCACUACUUUGAAGAGACUUCUUCAAGUGUUCGAGGA
This is a messenger RNA of Lymnaea stagnalis (great pond snail), 836 nucleotides long. The record is from the annotation of a GenBank genome assembly. NCBI's taxonomy places the organism in Eukaryota, Metazoa, Mollusca, Gastropoda, Lymnaeidae.